AUGUCGGACGUCACUAUGGCAGAGGCUACCUCUGCCUACACCCCAGAGUCAACUCGAGUCGACGAAACCAAAAGAUGGACCUAUGUCGACAACAUCCGGACGAACCCCGGUCCCUUCUCCGACCCCAUCGCCGGAACACAAGAGGCGAUAGAACAGUUCGACAAGAUUAAAGUCCUUGGCGCCGGUGGUUUAGGAUGCGAGAUCCUCAAGAACUUGGCCAUGUCCAAGUUCAGGGAUAUACACGUCAUUGACAUGGACACAAUCGACGUCUCGAAUCUGAACCGACAGUUUCUCUUCCGCAAAGACGACGUUGGCAAGUUCAAGGCCGAGGUAGCCGCUGCGUUCGUGAUGCGGCGCGUCAAGGGCGUCGACAUCACGCCCCACAACUGCCGCAUCCAAGACUUCGACGCCGAGUUCUACAAACAGUUCCAGUUCGUGAUCUGCGGCCUGGACAGCAUAGAAGCCCGUCGCUGGAUCAACGCCAUGCUGGUCUCCAUUGCCGAGGAAGGCGAGGACGCCGACUCGCUCAUCCCCAUGAUUGACGGCGGCACCGAGGGCUUCAAGGGCCAGGCUCGUGUCAUCGUCCCCACCAUCACCUCGUGCAUCGAGUGCCAGCUAGACAUGCACGCGCCCCGUGCCGCCGUACCGCUGUGCACCAUCGCCUCGAUCCCCCGCCAGCCGGAGCACUGCAUCGAGUGGGCUCACGUCAUUGCCUGGGACCAGGAGAAGCCUUUCCCCCAGCUCGACAAGGAUGACCCUGAGCACAUCACCUGGCUCUAUCAGAAAGCCCUCAGCCGCGCCCAGGAGUUCAAAAUCGAGGGCGUCACCUACUCCCUCACGCAGGGCGUCGUCAAGAACAUUAUACCCGCCAUCGCCUCCACCAAUGCCAUUAUUUCCGGCGCCUGCUGCAACGAGGCGUUCAAGCUCGCUACGUCUGCCGCGCCCCCUCUCGGGAUAGAGGAUAACUACAUGAUGUAUUCCGGCAACGACAGCAUCUACACGUACACUUUCAAGCACGAGAAGAAGCCCGACUGCCCUGUUUGCGGUCAGCUGUCUCGGCCGCUGCAGGUCAACCCGAGGAUGACGCUGCAGGACCUCGUCGAUUCACUCGCCGUGCGGCCCGAGGCGCAGCUCAAAAAGCCUUCCAUCCGUGCCGAGAGCAAGACGCUGUACAUGCAGUUCCCCCCAUCGCUCGAGGAACAGACGCGCGCCAACCUGGACAAGACGCUCCUGGACCUCGGGCUGGAGGACGGACAGAACGUGGUCGUCACAGACCCGGCAUAUCCGCUCGAAUUUAACUUUUCCUUGCAGUUCAAGAAGGAAGUGUAA
Molecule: messenger RNA, 1329 nt
Organism: Sodiomyces alkalinus F11
Lineage: Eukaryota; Fungi; Ascomycota; Sordariomycetes; Glomerellales; Plectosphaerellaceae
Product: ThiF family protein
Exons: 4
Coding region: 1-1329 (442 amino acids)
Biological process (GO): protein neddylation
Cellular component (GO): nucleus; cytoplasm
Molecular function (GO): NEDD8 activating enzyme activity
Source: RefSeq, a predicted model, not a curated record